CAAAGCAGGAAAGAGAGAAACUCAGCAUCGCGCAGCAGGAUUAAAACGAGGAGCACCAAGGAGGCGUUUUUCUGCUGGAUGUACAGCUCCAGAGAGAAAAAGAAGAACAGAAUUAGCCUGCGAGGUUUGCGUCACUGCCAACGAUGCGGGACUCCGUCUUCAAUUGCUGUUUUGCCCCGCCCCAUCCUCCUCCGGGCAGGCGGGAUGAAUCCCAUUUCCAGGGCAAUAGAGCGUUGGCUCCGCCCCCUAACGACCGACGCUUCUUGAUCUUCUUCGACUUCGAUGAGACGCUGGUGGACGAGUGCAGUGAUGAUGCGGUGGUCAGCGCAGCGCCUGGUGGCUCUCUCCCCAGCUGGCUGAAGGACACAUAUCGACCGGGCAGGUAUAACGAGUACAUGCAGCGUGUGCUGGCCUACCUGGCUGAGCAGGGCGUCACUCCAGGGACCAUCAUCAGCACGAUAGAGCGACUUCCGCCAUGUCCGGGCAUUCCGGCACUGCUGCGCUUCCUGAUGUCCCGCCCACCGCGGGAUUUUGAAGUUGUGUGUGUGUCUGACGCCAACACAGUCUUCAUCGAGGCAUGGCUGCAGAAUCUGGGCUUCCGCCAGCUUUUCCUGCGCAUCUUCGCAAACCCUGCCCACUUUGACGACAACGGCCAGUUGCAACUCCGCCCAUUCCAUUCCCACAGCUGCCUGCGGUGUCCCAUGAACAUGUGCAAGGCGGAGAUCGUGCGGCAGUACACAGCUCAGCGGGUUCGUGAGAGAGGUGGUAGACGCUACCAGAAGGUUCUGUACGUCGGAGAUGGAGCCAACGACUUCUGUCCGUCACUCACACUUUCGCCGGGGGAUACAGCUUUUCCUAGGCGCGACUUCCCCAUGCACCGGCUGAUCCAAGAGAUGGGGGAAGCUAAACCUGGAGAGUACAAGGCCAAUGUGGUACCCUGGAGCAGUGGCGAGGAUAUCAUAAACAGGCUCAGGAAGAUAGUGGAAGAAAAGCCUUAAAAGAGUGGUUCACAGUUCUGGAGUAACCCUGUCUUGCAUGCUUUGGUAUUUUUUGGGUUGCUUGCUCCAAAACACCUCAUCCAAAUCAGACAGUUCUCAUCAGUUUGUAAAGUUGGAAAACUGUCUUGUGACCAAAUCAUAACUACCUGUUGUUUGGUUCGGGUAGCCAUCGGCAAGUGGUAAAUCUAUCGCGUGAGCAAUACCCAUAAAUCUUGGGAUGGACCAAAUUCAACUUGGUCUACUGUGGUCAUGUAGUAUUAGAAAACUGCCGUGUUCAGGUGAUCCUCAUAAACGUAUGAAUUUCCCAGUUUACCACAUGCAAGUUGCAUACAAAAGUAUGAAAGUUGUAAAUUAAGUCGUAAAGUGACACUAACCAGCGUAGUGUCUUAGUCCAUGUGAACAAAGUCAAUCAAGCCAGCAAACAGUGUAGUCUUCUGUGUGGUAAACAAUGUAUGACUGACACCUAAAUUUCGGUAUCAUGUGCGUAAAUUACUGUAACCUUACACAUACCUGUAGAAAGCAGGCAGGCAUUAUCAGUAAGAAACCAAGAAUAGAUUUUUUGGUGAGCGAUAUUAGUGAUCCAUCAUGCAGAUAUGAUAUGACGUGAUGAAUUUGCCAGUCGUCGAUGACCAGCCAAACGUCUCAAGAGGCAUUCCAUUACUAUAUUAGCAGGUUAUUUAGAAGAGCCCUUAUUGAGGCGAGUGACCAAGUGACCUCAAGUAUUGACUUCAAGACAAAAUGUGCCCAGAUAUCAUUGAGACUGGCUGCAUUUCCCUGAAAAUGAUUUUCACAAAAUGUAUGUACAUUAUACUCGCGCGUCUCAAAAAACAUUGUGCGUGAUAAAGUUUGCAUGACUGAUUAGCUCACUGUGGCUAACCCAACAGACAGUGACUAUAUACUUUUUAAAUGAUUUUGAAAGUUGGCAAGGCUAAUUACUAGCACUUUUCUGACUUAAAGUGGCAUAUUAGAGCCAAGAAAACAGUCAAGUGCAAAAGAUGAGGGCACUACAAAGACUAGGAUUGUGAACAGCCUUAGAAAUACCCAGCCAUGCCCAAACAUAUACAUACCCAAAGCCUUAAAGUGAAGCUAAAUAUACAGUUACAUGUCAAGUGUCACACAUUAUGAGCAGUGUGCGAACUCUGAAACAACAGAGGAGGGGUGGUAUUAAGGCACAGCUAUGCUUUCCUUAAUUAUGCAUAUCUGUGCACGGGAUGUCUCCUCCGCAUAUCCUGCAUUCAUUUGGAGCGUGGAUCAGGCAUAUCCUCAGAAAUGAAUGCUAGGCAUGCACCACAUUCAGUACCAACACAAGUACUGGGGGCAGUAUACCACAACGUGAUGACCUUAGCAGCAAACCGAGCCAACCAUGAAAACAACUGCAACAACGUCAGAAAGGACGUAGUUUGUCUACAAUAUCCUCUAAUUAUUUCUCCUUGCUAUUCCAUGAAUCAAAAAAAUCUAAAGUAGUCAUGGAACGUAUUGUGAAGCCAGCCUGGGAUGUUUCUGCUCUGACCUGCCCCCUAAAGGAUAAAAGCUUUUAUUCCUCCAGAUACACAGACGAGUUCCUCGUGUAACAGCUGUUUGCGCACACAUGUGUGUCAUAUACAAUAAAGUAUAACUGUGCCUUUAAUGGCAGCUGCUCUGUUAUGCCAGCCAAGGCCAAUUUAGCCUUUUCUUUGUUUGUGGCUGAGAUUAUACUGAUUAUGUCAGUAUGACAUAACCUGUGUGGAAAUAUCACCAUGCUCAGAACAUGUUCAUCCAUAUUCUAUAAGCAUUUCUUUGAGCAGUGGGUAACCUGAGAGCUAUAAUAAUGCAUGAACAAAGUCAGAACCAUAAUUUAAUGAUUUUGUCCUAAUUUGGGUGCUUUUUUGAAUCACGUUUUUACAUCUUUCUAGUACUGUCUUUGUGUGUCCUACAUGUCAAUGUGUGCAUGUGUGUUGUUUGUCUGCAUAUCAUAAUCGUCUCAUGCAAAGUCCGAGACUGUGUGCCUUUUGUCUCUUAGUCUGCAAAGUAGAUGUGUCUUGUUAGUUGUAUGCAUACCUCUGUCUUACUAGGAGAGAUAUAAAUGAUUUGCUAAAC
Messenger RNA from Pygocentrus nattereri (red-bellied piranha), 3074 nucleotides. RefSeq names its product phosphoethanolamine/phosphocholine phosphatase 1 (gene phospho1). Lineage: Eukaryota; Metazoa; Chordata; Actinopteri; Characiformes; Serrasalmidae. Bases 144 to 998 code for a protein of 284 amino acids. Gene Ontology annotation, molecular function: phosphatase activity. The transcript is spliced from 2 exons. The record is from RefSeq and is a predicted model, not a curated record.